AUGCCGUUUAGCAUAGUAAAAGCAACAUGGGCUUUUUCUUGUCUCCUGACGUCACACACUGUGCUUGCGCAAUCCUGCUGGAGAGACACUGUGUGCGACGGCCCUACUAAGGCCGCCUUCCCAGGCCCGUGGGACGCCAAUAUCUACGCCCCAUCCUCGCGCACCAUCCAACCCAGCUCUAUCCUCUCUCUCGCCAAUGCCUCCGUCAUUUCAUCAUACCCAGGCACGGCCACACUCCAAGGAAAUGCCUCGGCACUCGUGUUCGACUUCGGCCAGGAAGUGGGCGGCAUUGUUCACCUUUCCUACAACGCAACCGGCGCCGGCACGCUCGGCCUGGCCUUCAGCGAAGCGAAGAACUGGAUCGGGCUCAGAUCAGACUCGUCCAACGGCCUCUUCGAAGCAGGCGACGGCGCCAUCUACGACGGCCCGUUCGACUCGGCUGCCACAAGCCCCCGCUCCUACGUCAUGCCCGACGAGAAGCUGCGCGGCGGCUUCCGGUACCUGACCCUCUUCCUGCUCACCAACUCCAGCAGCACCAGCCCCGCGAGGAUAGACGUCGGAAGCAUAAACCUGGAAAUCUCCUUCCAGCCCACGUGGGCGAACCUGCGCGCCUACCGGGGCUACUUCCACAGCAGCGACGAGCUGCUCAACCGCAUCUGGUACGCGGGCGCGUACACGCUGCAGACAAACGCGGUCCCCGUGCGGACGGGCCGCGCGUGGCCUGCCUUGAGUGCCGGCUGGGCUAACAACGGCACCCUCGCGAACGGCAGCACGGUCAUCGUGGAUGGCGCGAAGAGGGACAGGGCGGUGUGGCCUGGUGACAUGGGUGUUGCGGUGCCGGCGGCGUAUGUGAGUACGGGGGAGUUGGAGAGCGUGAGAAAUGCGCUGGAGGUGAUGUUCGAUUAUCAGGAAGCCGAUGGUGCCAUCCCGGAAGCGGGCCCGCCGCUGCUGCAGAAGGGGAGCGACACGUACCAUAUGUGGACCAUGAUCGGGACGUACAACUACGUCCUCUACAGCGGCGACCUGGAUUUCCUGGACCUGGUUUGGGAGCGCUAUCUCAAAGCGAUGGACUACGUCUACGCCAAGGUCGACAGCUCCGGCCUCCUCAACGUCACCGGCACCCGCGACUGGGCACGAUGGCAGCAGGGCUGGAACAACACCGAGGCGAACAUGAUCCUCUACCACACCCUCACCACCGCCGCCACGCUCGCCUCCUGGCACGCCAACACCACCACCACCGACCCCACCCCCCUCACCGCAACCUUCCUCACCCGCGCCUCGCGCCUCCGCACCGCCAUCAACACCCACGCCUGGGACCCCUCCGCCUCGCUCUACCGCGACAACGCCACCCAAACCACCACCCUCCACCCGCAAGACGCCAACGCCCUCUCCCUCUACUUCUCCGUCGCCCCCACCAACGACACCACCACCGCCACCUCCAUCUCCACCGCCCUAACCAACAACUGGACGCCGCUCGGCCCGGAACCCCCGGAACUCCCCGGCAACAUAUCCCCCUUCAUCACCUCCUUCGAGCUGCGCGCCCACGUCGCCGCCCGCCGCCCCGACCGCGCCCUCGCCCUCAUCCGCCGCACCUGGGGCUGGUACGCCAACCACCCCGACGCCACGGGCGGCAGCACCGUCGUCGAGGGGUUCCGCGUCGACGGCAGCUUCGGCUACCGCGCCGAGCGCGGCUACGGUGCCGACGCCAGCUACGUCAGCCACGCGCACGGGUGGAGCGCCGGCCCCACGGCCGUCUUGACGGAAGGGGUGGUUGGGUUGGGCGUCGUGGGGCUGGCGGGGAGGCGGUGGAGGGUCAGGCCUGCGUGGGGCGAUUUGGGGUGGGCGCGGGCGGGGUUUACGACGGGGUUGGGGAGGUUUGAGGCGGGGUGGAUGAGGGGGGCGGAGGCGGACGCGGGUUCUGGGGUGGGGGAGGGGGAGGCGACGGUGGUGUGGUGGUGUGCGCCUGAGGGGACGGAGGGGGAGGUUCUUGUGGAGGGGUUGGGGGAGGUGCGGGGCGUGACGGUUGAGGUCGAUGGGGAGGAGCUGGUUGGAGGGGUGGAGGUCGGGGCGGGAGGGAGUGUGAGGGUGGAGGUGGUGGCGACGGGGGGGAAUUAUACCAUGGUUGUGAGGUGA
Molecule: messenger RNA, 2133 nt
Organism: Diplodia corticola
Lineage: Eukaryota; Fungi; Ascomycota; Dothideomycetes; Botryosphaeriales; Botryosphaeriaceae
Product: glycoside hydrolase family 78 protein
Exons: 3
Coding region: 1-2133 (710 amino acids)
Biological process (GO): carbohydrate metabolic process
Source: RefSeq, a predicted model, not a curated record